UUGUAGAGCUAGGAUAUUCAAAGUGCUCCCAUCCUAUUUUUUUCCACCUAAUUGGGCCUUUCUCUUCUCUGUCCCCAUUAACUAGUCCUAAUUAUCUGUGUUUUUUUCCCACUUACAGAAGAGGAUGAGGCGUCGGGAUGGCGAGUCAUAUCCGGAGUUUUUCCCCCUUUCUUCUCACUCCAACUGAUGAGUGGACGAAGCAGACGACUCUCUCCCUCAUCGGAGACCUCAUCUGCUCGCGGGAGUCGGAUCUGUUGUGCUGGAGUCGAAGAGCUCGCCAGCGGUCAAAUCCAUGGUGCGGAUUCAGGGGCAGCGUGAGCAAGCCAGGCUAGCUCCCUGGUAGGCCCCCGUCCCUCUCGCCUCACUCUCUCUUCCUCCGUCCUAGCCUAAAUUGGGCGCAAGUGAUGCGGAUUGAGUGCAGCCGCACCCAACGGGCCUUUCACCUCAUUUGAAGAAAACAUAGCGAUUUUUAUCUUGGUUGGAUCAGUUCCUAUUUAUUUUUGAUUCCGUGAGAUUAUAUUUGAUUACGCAUCUUCUAUGACUUGAUUUCUUUUAAUCUUAUUCUUGGAUUCGAUUUCAGUUACCAUAAACAUGUUUCUAGGUCCGAUUUAUUUACAAGAUAGGAUUAUUUUGAGGGAAUUUGGGUUGCAUCUGUUUGUUUUUGUGUUCAUGCUUUCAAGUGACUUUUGAGGUGAGACGGCAUUGAGACACGUGCGGAGCAUUUGAGACAGGUGUGAAGGGCAACAACGUGCCAACGUGAGGGAAGCGGAGGCUCACACCGUGACGGAGGAAAGCGGACUAUCACGGACGAAGGCGUAAUGUGAAGAUCAGAAACAUAUGAAUUUUUUAAUUAGUUAAGACUAGAAAAAAAUACCCGUGCAUUGCAACGGGUGAAGGUUAUUUUAUUCUUAUUAUAUUAUACGGUUUAGUUAAGAUGAAAUUCACUUUGGGAAUUCGCUUUAAUAUAUAACUUUUUAGAAAAUCGUGAACUACAAUUAAGAGUCCGAUCGUCUCAAGUUAGCGUGCGAGUUUUUUUUAUAAGAGAUUUCUUAUACGACUCCUUUUGUAUUUUCAAAAGCGAACGAACUUAAAAACCGACUCAUACACAGAUGACGUACCAAAGUACUAGCAAAAAAUAUUUUUAAUUUUUAUAAUAGUAGAGAUUAGAUAAAGAUAUUUGUAAAUUUCUACUCUACGGGCCUAUUUGGUUCUCUACCCUACCUAUUUAUUGGUAGUGCCAAAAUCUAGGCAAAUUUUGGCACUGCCAAUUUUUUGGUAGGGAAAAGUUAAUUAGACUACUUUUGGUUUAAUACCAAUAUGGAGCCAAAUUUUAAUAGUAUGGUGAAGAAUAUUCUAGAAUAUGUCCAAAUUGAGUAUGGGCACUAUCAAUUGUUUGGCUUCAAACCAAACUAGCAUAUUUACUAUUUAAAUUACCAAAAUUUUGGUAGGGCACAGUUUUGGCUUCAAUCCAAAACGGUCCUACAUUCGGUCUCAAAACUGACAUAAGUGGCGACGUCUGGGCGUAAUUUGAAUGGAAAUUUGAACUAAUAUGGCCCAUAUACUUACAUGGAUGGGCCAGAAUUUCAGCCCAACCCAAACGAGACGUUGCUGGCCUCCGUUCAGCAUGGAGUAGUUGCCGCCUCCUUAUGCUCGGUUUGUUGUUUAAACUUUAAAUUUGAAUUCUGCGGAAACCAAGAACACCAUUUCAGCCAUCUUCUUCCUUCGAGAGACGUUGAAAUCGAAGAAUGGAGGUUGGAGGUUACUGAGACCUAGUUCGACGAGGAGGUGAAGGCAACCUGUUCGACGGAAUGCGCCGGGGGAAAGCCGCUCUCUGGCGGCCGCGCCAUGGCGAGGGCGAGACGUCCCGGCGUGGAGGCGACGGCGAUGGAGAAGCGGCCGACCGCCUCAGCGCCCUCCCGGACGGGGUGCUGCACCACGUGAUGUCGUUCCUCAAGGCGUGGGAGGUGGUGCGCACCUGCGUGCUCUCCCGGCGGUGGCGCAACCUCUGGGCGUCCGCGCCCUGCGUCGACCUCCGCAUCCGGUACUUCCGCCUCGACAGCGAGCCGCCGGAGGAGCCGCGCGAUUUCGUGAACCGCCUCUUCCGCCGCCGGGAGGCGUCGGCGCCGGUGGACACGCUCCGCCUGCAGUUGAGCGACCCGGACAAUUUGUUUGACAACGACGAUGCCAAUGCGUGGAUCCGGACUGCCAUCAAGCGCAAUGCUCGAUUCAUUCAUCUCACUGGGCACCGCAAAGAGAUCGGGGUGUUAAAGCACAGGGCCUUGGUCUCUACCCACCUCAAGAUCUUGAAGCUGUCCUAUGUCCUGAUCGAUGACAAGAUCCUCAAGCAGCUUUCUUCAGGGUGCAAAUCUUUGGAAGAACUGGAUCUUAAGGACUGCGUGAUGACCGGCCAUCAGAUCUCCUCUGCUUCUUUGAAGACUUUGAAGAUGGAUAGGUGCAAGAUCAAUGUGGACCUCUCUAUCACUGCUCCAAACCUUGUUUUUCUGAACAUAGUCACACCUUACAUCCGAGUUCCAUCGUUCAAGAACUUGGAGUCGCUGGUGACAUGCUCUAUCAUACUUGAUGACCUUUUCUUGGGUGAUGAUUAUCAGCACAUUAGUGAUGAAGAUGACAUUGAUGAAACCACUGAUGAUGAUGAUUUUGGUUAUCAGAAGAAUGAUAAGGCAGGGUAUAGGAUUAAUUACGCUAAAAAAGGAUUUGUGUUUGGUGGAAACGAGGAUGGUUAUGGCUAUGGUAGUGAUAUUGAGAGUGAUGACAACACCUAUGAAUAUAGUGAGAUUGCAAAUGAGUGUGGUGAGCUUCAGUAUGGUAACAAUGGUGAUGGUCAUAAUUCCAGUAAAGAUGGCGAAUAUGACAAUGCUGAAACAUUUGGUGGCCAAAAUGUGAUUCACAGCCUUUCAAAUGUUAGAAGUUUGGAACUCUUAGCUGGUGCUGGAGAGGUGGUUCUUUCUAGGGAAUUGAAAAGCUGCCCAAUUUUUAUCAACUUGAAGACCCUGUCCCUUGGUGAAUGGUGUAUGGAUGCUGAAUUCGAUGCAUUAGUUUUCUUGCUACAGCGUUCACCUAAUUUGGAGAGGCUUUUUCUUGAACCUCAGUUGAACUUCAAUACUAGGAAGGCAUUGGAAAGUGGUGUUAAACCUACGGGAAGAUCAUUUACUUGUAAAGACCUGCAAAUGGUGAAGAUCAGAUGCUCGAAGGACGAUGCGAGAGUCCAUAUGCUGGCACAUUUGUUCAGGGCUAAUGGCAUACCCUUUGAUAAGAUUUAUGUCCAUCGGUCUGGGAGCUCUCGUCUCCGCAGCGAGAAGGUGAUGAGAGAUCUAGCCAAGCAAGAACUGGAGUUCUGGGGGUCAGAUGAGUUCUGGGGUUCAGAUUAUGAGUACUGUGGUCCAGAUCCGGAGUUCGGGGAUUCGGAUUUGGAAUUCUGAUGCAACGUCAGAUCAUCUAUCGUUCAUCAUAUCUUCUAUCGUAUUUAGUUCUUAUGUUCGGAUUGCAAUCGUCUUCUAUAUGUACUUAGAAAGAAUCUGACGGCACGACGCAUUAAGCACGCAUAGCAGGGCCGUGACAGAUCGGUUAUUCCUCUUUGGGGUAAUAUUGAAUGAACUAUGUAUGGCUAUCCAAAUACUGAAAUGCUCUUAUCCAGUGGAAUGAGUUAACAUUCAAAUGUUUUGGAGUUUGUUUAUAUACCUUAAACGUACAAAUGUUCUUUGCUUGAA
Molecule: messenger RNA, 3728 nt
Organism: Oryza sativa Japonica Group (Japanese rice)
Lineage: Eukaryota; Viridiplantae; Streptophyta; Magnoliopsida; Poales; Poaceae
Product: MEIOTIC F-BOX protein MOF-like
Molecular function (GO): protein binding
Source: RefSeq, a predicted model, not a curated record